AAGUAGUUCUUGCAAUCUCGGCAUGGUGUCUAGAUGGGAAAGAGCUAUCAGACACUGGACGGACGGUGGAGCGUGCCAUGAACCUCGGACCUACAAUCUAUCCUCUUGCUUUUGCAGCGAUCGGCAGUCGGUGUCUACGAAAUGUUGCCAUCUACCUCGCUGAGAGAGGUACUACCUUAGCGACGUUAGAGAAGCUGUUGGGUAGCCAGAGUCUCGUCUCGGCUAUCAGCACUGCUUUCACCCUCCGAUCUGCGAGUUUGACUUCAAUUGGUCUCCUACUGCUCUGGGCUCUAUCGCCUCUUGGCGGACAAAGCUCGCUGCGACUACUCCACGAAGGAAACACGACGAUAUCCGAGGCUGGCACCAUAUACUAUUCUGACCAUGCAGCGCCUCAGGACUUAGAAGAAGCGGCUACUUGGUUUUCGAUUAUUCCAGCUAUUCUCUCUGCGAGUCUUGCUUCGUCAGCUGAAGCCAAAGCUCUCCCGGUUGACUUGUGGAGUCAUCCCAAGGUUCCGAGGUUGGAUGCCAUAGAGAAUGAGGUGCUUGCGGGGGAUGGCUCUACGGGACGGUGGGUCACCGUGAAUAUGUCGGAUCCUGCUCCAAUAUACACGUCUCUUGCCGGUAUCAAUGUCCAGGGAUUGCAUCGCAACACAACGUCCACCUUCCAGGUCAAGUACAACUAUCUACGCUUGGGAUGUGAGAAGUUUAUCGGUGGUACCGACGCUGAAGUCCUGGAUUAUCUCUGGAACACCACCACGUUCUCAAUGUGGCCACCUAUCCUGGACUUCACCCCCGGUGUUUCUCCCGCUACUCUUCUUACGAAUACGACAAUCAACAUCAAUUUUCAAACACUGUUUUUGCCCAUGUCCUUCUUCCUCCGAUACGGCUGGAAUUCCCCAGGAGCAUCGAACAAUGGAACUGAAACUACAGAUGGCCAUAGCCAGAUCUCAAGGCAACCGGUCAGCUUCCUGUACGGUGCGCAGUUCAACGCCAAAGACACUUUUCAAGUGUACAAGUGCGCACCGCGCGUCGUCACUGUAAAUGCUCAGAUCGAAUGUCAGGCUGACGAGUGCGCAGUCUCACGUCUUCGCCGUGUGCCGGGCGAGUCUAGUGCAGAACUAGAGAACGCGUGUGACACUGGUUCUCAGUACCGGCUGGGAUGUCUCACAUCCGGCACAUACGCGCUCCGCAAUUUUUUCAUGUAUUUUGCGAGUGCAAUAGCUAACUAUUACUCACCUUACUCAAUGAAUCCUUUCGACGGCUGGAUCGCUGGAAAUGAUCAGACCUAUUCCUCCAUCCCAACAGCCAGCAAUCGCACACUGAGCGAAAUACCCGACCAGCUUAUUUCGGAUAGGCUUACGACAGUUCUAAACACAUACUGGCAAGCUGGAGCUUGGGGUUCCCAGAUCACAAGAGCUGGAAUGUUCGAUACACCUGAGUAUCCAUACGUUGGUCCAAAUGACGGAGGGAGCCGGAACAAUGUGCCCGAUCGUUUCCUCAACACGACCGGCACUGUCUUCAAAACUCAAGUCCCGAUCUACAAGGCGGAAGUUGGCUGGAUCGUCACACUGCUCCUCAUCACAAUCGCUCUGCUUAUCCUUUGUGUCAUCAACAUCAUCAUAUCCAUUACGAACAAGGCACCAGACUUGUUCUACUACGCUUCAUCACUGGCACGAGAGAAUCCGUACACGAAUACUCCUGAUGGAGGCACCUCGUUGGAUGGCGCCGAACGGACCCGUUUAUUGAGGGGCAUGAAGGUCCAGAUUGCCGAUGUCAGCCCAGAUAACGAGGUCGGUUACGUGGUACUGAAGAGCUUAGGAGAAGGCGAGGAUGCCCGAACCGGUCGACUGAGAAAGGAUAGACUGUAUCGGUAAUCACGAGGCCGUGACUGCCUCUAGGCGCCGCGGACGCAGUGCACAAAACAAUUCGUGGUACCGCAUAUGCUGAGUAUCGCUUAUACAGCCAUUAGCCAAUAUAUGACCAGGUCAGCGAGCUGUACAACCCCAUCUGCAGCUGCACAUACCCAAAGGCGAUCCGAUAGGCCGGACGCGAUU
Didymella exigua CBS 183.55 is the source of this 2054-nucleotide messenger RNA. RefSeq lists its product as uncharacterized. The transcript is spliced from 2 exons. Lineage: Eukaryota; Fungi; Ascomycota; Dothideomycetes; Pleosporales; Didymellaceae. The record is from RefSeq and is a predicted model, not a curated record. Bases 78 to 1874 code for a protein of 598 amino acids.